This is a messenger RNA of Ascochyta rabiei, 1182 nucleotides long. Its product is annotated as SET (Su(var)3-9, Enhancer-of-zeste, Trithorax) domain. The record is from RefSeq and is a predicted model, not a curated record. Gene Ontology annotation, cellular component: nucleus. Gene Ontology annotation, molecular function: protein binding. The transcript has a single exon. The coding region runs from base 1 to 1182 and encodes 393 amino acids. NCBI's taxonomy places the organism in Eukaryota, Fungi, Ascomycota, Dothideomycetes, Pleosporales, Didymellaceae.
AUGUACCGCUCCGAUGAGCCCACCUCGACUACAGCAUCGUCGGCAUGUAGCAUUUCCCGGUCCUCUUCGGUCUCCUCCGCACCGCUUGUCGAGAUCCCAAGCCCCCACCCCACUGGUGCUCCCACUACGCCCCUCUUUGAGAUCCGCAAUACACCGACUGCAGGCCGCGCCGUCUUCGCGACUCAAAGCAUACCACGGGGCGGUCUCGUUUGGCGAUCAGACGACCUGACACUCUCCGUUCUGCUGCGCGAGUACAGACGUGAAGUGUGUGGACAAUGCUUCGAGUAUGAAGAUGGCCGGGAUCUGAGUGUACGAGACCAGAUAGUGGGAUUUGCCUUCUGCUCGAAAGAGUGUCAGGAGAUGUGGAGGCAAUGGAACGAGGAAGCUGGGGUGCAGGCUUGGACCGCUGUGGAGAAGCUCGUCAAGAGUAGAGCGAAGGAGGACAACGAGAUGGUGGAUGCUGAUCUGCCACGGCCGACAAGCGAAGAGAUCAAGAAGGCGUGGGACAGUGUUGCUACUCAGGCAGCACUGAUACGCACGGCAAGAGAGGCUGAGCAGGCCAGAUCUGCACAACUUGCGGACCACGGCACCGAAGGUAACGAGCCGCUGCCCAUCACGAAACAGCACCGACGAGCCGUGCAGAAAGCGCUCCAACAACGCAUCUCCCCAGACGUCAUGAGUUUCUGCGUCAGCGGCAUCGUCUGGCGCUACAACAGUCCACAGGCCUGGGAGAACAUGCUCGCUCUCGCCGACGACGUAACACCCUACCACAGCACCGACGACCUCCAAGCCUUUGUGCGCUCUUACCUCCACCUCCUUGCCAUCCUACCCGCACCCCUCCUACCGCUCGUCACGCCGGAAACAAUCUUCCUCUUCUCCUCGCGUGACUCGCAUAACUCGUUCGGCAUCCGCUCGCUCGAGGACGACGGAUCCGAGUUCUUCGGCUACGGAUGCUGGCCGGCGGCAAGCUACUUUAACCACUCGUGCGCCCCCAACGUGGACAAGAACAGGCAAGGCCGGGUGUGGCUCUUCAGCGCUGCAACGGAUAUUCAGAAGGGUGACGAGCUGAACAUUACGUAUCUAAGUGGAGAGGAAAGAAAGCUGAGUAGAGCAAGUAGGAUGAUGAGGUUGAAGAGAAACUGGGGGUUUGAUUGUAGAUGUGUGAGGUGUGAGGCGGUGUGA